AUGCCAUCCAACUCUAAGUCCCGACAGCGCCGACUCCGGCACUCUUGUGAUGGAUGCUCCCAGGCGAAGGUGAAAUGUUCCAAAACAAGGCCCAUUUGCUCCAGAUGCCUGGUUUGCGGCCUCGAAUGCUUUUUUUCACUCUCAAACAGAGCCGGCAGGCCAGAGUCUGCUCAAAGCGCAUCUUUCCCCGCCAAUACAGUCCGAAUGCACGUGCCCGAUAUCCCCCCAAUCAUGAACGAAGAAAGCCUCAUGUUCGGUCAGCACUUCAGUGCUGGCAUAUACAUCACUGAGCCUGUCUGGCACACCCCAAGCACCACCACCACCAAAGACACCAUGAGCAUAAAUUCUCCUGCUUACUCUGAGCUUGCCAUACCUGGCGUCAACAAUACGAACGCUAGACAUCAAGCCCCAACAGCAGACAUUUGUGGUGACGCCACAUUUUGCACUUCUUCCAUCAGCUGUUCUGCUGGGUCUGAUGCCGACAGGAUGAUAACUACAUCACAAAUGCAACCCCAGCGUGGAUACUCUCAGUCCUCGAAUGUUGCAAUAGCAACCAAUAUGAUACCAUGGGAGUCCCCAAAGCAACAGGGGACAAUCCCUUUCACAGCCAUACCACCCGUCAUCCACAUGACUGCAGCAACCUACGAUACAGGCCCCUUCAACACACCUGAUGGACAGCCCGCAGUCGAACAUGAACAGUCAUCCACAAGGGGCGGCAGUUUAUGUACGUGCUUCUCUGUUUGCCUGCAGUCACUCGAAACGCUGCACAACGCCUCGUCUCCGCAAGUCCCGCCUCUCGAUCUCGUGCUCUCCCUUAAUCGAAAAGCCGUCAUAGGAUGUGCCGCCAUUCUCUUUUGCUCGAGAUGCAUGAGUCAGCCAGAUACACACACAGCCGCUAUGCUUGUUGCCACAGUCUUUGGCGAGAUUAUAAGUUUAUAUCAAAACGCUAGUUACAUAUACUUCGAGAACGAAACGGCGUUGAAGGUCACUCAGGUCAGCUCCGAAGGCCAUCUCGGCGUCAGUCUCGGUGCGUAUAAGCUGGGCGAUGAGGAUGGCAAAUGGCUCGAGAUGGAAAUCCUGAAUCUUGAGUUUCAAAAGCUGCAAGCGAUCUACAGGCAUUUUCGAAACAUCUACGCUGAUCUCUCCAACGAUCCUCAAGUCAGCAAGACCAUGAUUGAUUAUCUCGAUCAUAAGCUCAGCAUCGCACUUGAGGUCAUCAACUGUCAGAGAAGGAGUAUGAGGCCGCUGAACUGUGCGAAGCGCACAUCCGCGCUUCCCCGCUUCUCGCAAUCUCUGAAGUUCAGCGGCAUCGUGACGAAGGAAGCAUAG
Messenger RNA from Colletotrichum destructivum, 1329 nucleotides. Its product is annotated as Putative zn(2)Cys(6) fungal-type DNA-binding domain-containing protein. The record is from RefSeq and is a predicted model, not a curated record. The coding region runs from base 1 to 1329 and encodes 442 amino acids. The transcript has 3 exons. Gene Ontology annotation, biological process: regulation of DNA-templated transcription. Gene Ontology annotation, molecular function: zinc ion binding; DNA-binding transcription factor activity, RNA polymerase II-specific. NCBI's taxonomy places the organism in Eukaryota, Fungi, Ascomycota, Sordariomycetes, Glomerellales, Glomerellaceae.